AUGCUUUCAAGUGCUGACGAGGCGGCAGCUGCCCUGUGCGUGCUGGCGCGCUCUUUCACUGCUGUGGUGCCACGGCCAUGCGCCCGCGGCAGUGCUAAUCCGUUGCCCGCACCUGCUGCGGAGUUGAAGCAGAAGCUGGCGGCAUCUGGUGAGAGCGCUGCGGCCAGGGCAGGAGGCGGCACCAACAUUGUAAUGGGCGCGCCGAACAUCGUGGUUACUCCCAAGCAGCAGUUGCAGCAGCAGUUACAGCAGCACUCCUUCUGCCGGGCCCUCAAGGUCGCCACUGAUCUGCAUGCAGAGAUGGUGACUAAGGGCGACCCGGCCACCUGGGCGGCCAACCGCAAGGCAGCUCUGGAGAAGCUGCGCGAGAAGAAGAAGCUGCGCAACUUCAAGAAGAAGGUCCGCUACGAGAGCCGCCGCCGCCUCGCCGAAUCCCGGCCGCGCGUGCGCGGCCAAUUUGUCAAGGCAUCUGUGAUCGCCGCUGCCUGCCCCGCAAGCUAG
Molecule: messenger RNA, 501 nt
Organism: Coccomyxa subellipsoidea C-169
Lineage: Eukaryota; Viridiplantae; Chlorophyta; Trebouxiophyceae; Coccomyxaceae
Product: CCT-domain-containing protein
Exons: 4
Coding region: 1-501 (166 amino acids)
Biological process (GO): regulation of flower development
Molecular function (GO): protein binding
Source: RefSeq, a predicted model, not a curated record